Messenger RNA from Penaeus chinensis, 2857 nucleotides. RefSeq names its product solute carrier family 23 member 1-like. The record is from RefSeq and is a predicted model, not a curated record. Gene Ontology annotation, molecular function: transmembrane transporter activity. Gene Ontology annotation, cellular component: membrane. Gene Ontology annotation, biological process: transmembrane transport. The transcript has 13 exons. NCBI's taxonomy places the organism in Eukaryota, Metazoa, Arthropoda, Malacostraca, Decapoda, Penaeidae. Bases 456 to 2228 code for a protein of 590 amino acids.
ACCGUUCGAGACAGAAUUUUAGAGAAUCCAGUCGUCUUUUGCGAUCGUAACUACGGCACUUCGAUCCUUCGUGUUUGCUAACGAACGGCGUUUUGAGUCAUACGGUUCUGCAGUGUAUGGUAGUAGCUUCGGCAGUGUUUGGGGAAGGCCGCAUGCAUGAGUGAGGGGGAGGAGUGGCCAUACGCAACAGGUACCAAAAACUACCAGUCGACUCUGGAACGCCAGAGAGGAAGCACAUACAGGGGUGUGGUAAAGUUUGGUAUCAGUCACCGAGGAACGUUCUUAUUACUUUAGCUUUUUUCUUUUUGUUUGUCAUUUGUUCACAGUUUGUUUACUUCGUCCCUUAUCGGGAAAGAGUGAUUUCAAGAAAAGAAAGAAGUGUAUGUUUUUACAAGACAUGUUUUAAGAAGUAACUGAUUUCUUCGCGUUGAACUUCUUGUCUUCAAUAAUCUACGAUGGCUGACAACCCAACAUUUGAAAUCGAAGAGGGCGCCGCACUCCCGCAGAAGGAGAAAGGCGCCAUCCAGCCCCAGUUGGACGCCGAGGCUCCUCCCCCUCCGCCUCCGUCGCCGCCUCCAGAAGAAAAGGCAGAGGAUGCUUUGACGUCAGAGCUGCUCUACACUGUGGAUGAUGUUCCUCCUUGGUAUAUGUGCAUCUUACUUGGCUUGCAGCAUUACCUGACGAUGGUCGGCGCCACGAUCACCAUCCCCUUCAUCCUGACGCCUCUCAUGUGCAUCGACGACAACGACCCCGCGAGAGGCAAGCUUGUCUCCACCAUCAUCUUCGUCUCGGGAAUCGUGACCCUCCUGCAGGCCACUUUUGGGGUCAGGCUCCCCAUCAUCCAGGGCGGCACCUUCAGCUUCCUGGUCCCUACCAUCGCCAUCCUCGUCACCAGCUUCGAGGCCUGCGAUGCCCUCCCUCUCGCCAACAUGACGACGACGGAGCGCGAGGAGGUUUGGCAAGUGCGCAUGAGGGAGAUCCAGGGUGCCAUCGCUGUGUCGGCGAUUUUCCAGGUGCUCGUCGGGUUCACAGGUAUCAUUGGCAUCCUGCUCACGUGGAUCACGCCGCUGGCCAUCGCCCCGACGGUCGCCCUCGUCGGCCUGUCGCUGUUCGAGGUGGCCGCCGACAAAGCCGCGCAGCACUGGGGCAUCUCCUUCAUGACGAUGGCUCUGCUCAUCCUGUUUUCCCAGUACCUGAGGAACGUAGCGGUCCCUAUCCCCGCGUACAGCAAGGACAAGGGAAUUUCUAAGUCGUCUGUAUACAUCUUCAAGCUCUUCCCUGUCCUCCUCGCCAUCCUGAUCUCGUGGGGCUUCUGCGGAAUCCUGACGGCCAGCGGCGUCUUCCCGGAGGCGAACAAGGCACGCACGGACCUCACGACGGACCUGCUCAAAAACUCGCCCUGGUUCAGGAUUCCUUAUCCAGGCCAGUGGGGGGCGCCGACGGUCUCCGUGGCUGGCGUAUUCGGAAUGCUGGCUGGUGUCCUCGCGUCCAUGAUCGAGAGCGUCGGUGAUUACUACGCAUGCGCAAGACUGGCAGGGGCUCCUCCGCCGCCAACCCACGCCGUCAACCGCGGCAUUGGCAUCGAGGGCAUCGGAUGCAUCCUGGCCGGCGUGUGGGGCACUGGCAACGGCACCACCUCCUACUCCGAGAACAUUGGGGCCAUCGGCGUCACCAAGGUGGGCAGCCGGCGCGUGGUCCAGUACGGCGCCGUCAUCAUGAUCAUCGUGGGCAUGCUGGGCAAGUUCUGCGCCCUCUUCGUCACCAUCCCGGAGCCCGUGGUAGGCGGCGUCUUCUGCGUCAUGUUCGCCAUGAUCUCGGCCGUGGGGCUCUCCUCACUGCAGUUCGUCGACCUGAACUCCUCCAGGAACCUCUUCGUCCUCGGCUUCUCGCUCUUCUUCGGCCUCGCGCUGCCCAAGUGGAUCGAGAGCAACCCGGGAGUCAUUAACACGGGUGACGCCAUCGCCGACCAGCUCCUGACGGUGCUUCUGCAGACUUCCAUGUUCGUGGGGGGUUUUCUCGGCUUCCUCCUGGACAACACUGUUCCCGGCACGCCGAAGGAGCGCGGCCUCCUGCAGUGGCGAGCGACCAAGGAGGGCGGCGACGCGGAUGCUGUGUCGCACACCUACGACUUCCCCUUCGGAAUGGACGUCGUCAGGAAAAUCAAAUGGAUGAAAUACGUCCCCCUCUCUCCGACGUUCACCGGCUUCGUGAGAAAGCGUUCGUCGUAGUUUAAAAUUACAAGCACCUUAUCUUCAAGCCGUUACUGGUUCCCUAUCUCCGUGUCCAAUUUGCCGACCUUAGUGAUUUAUCUAACGACGGUGGUGCCGUUCGUCGGUUUCGUGGGGAAGCGCUACUGAUUUCGUAGGGCUUUAAGUGCCUUAUGUUUAAUCCUGUUAGGAGAUACGUUACCUUGAGUUCAUCCAAACGCCGAUGUUUGUGGUUAAUCCAGGGAGAACUGUUUAAAAAAAAAAUCACUAUUUUUUUUUGUUGUGCAGUCACAUAUGCAGGUCGUUUUAUGCCAUCGUUCCUUAUAUAUAGUAUUAAAGUAUGGAUGGUGUUACUCUGUAUAUUGCCAGAUUUAAUUUUAUUAGAGAAUAUUUGCACAAAUAUCCCUUCUUAUGUAUAUGGAAAGACAGAUUAUGCACAAACAAACAUAUCAUCAUUCAUGUUCACAAUUGUCAUGUUUUUUAUGACAAGAUAUAUUCACAUUUAAUCAAUUUUGACACGUCUUUCUUGUGUUUAAAAGAUGAUUUUAGUGCAUUUCAACUGUUGCAUUGUUGUCUCAAUAUCCUGUUUUUAUCUUCGUAAGAUAUAUAUAUGUGUGUGUGUGUGUGUGUGUGUGUGUGUGUGUGUGUGU